This is a messenger RNA of Phialemonium atrogriseum, 1510 nucleotides long. RefSeq lists its product as uncharacterized. The transcript has 3 exons. The record is from RefSeq and is a predicted model, not a curated record. The coding region runs from base 183 to 1262 and encodes 359 amino acids. Lineage: Eukaryota; Fungi; Ascomycota; Sordariomycetes; Cephalothecales; Cephalothecaceae.
GAUGAUACAUCCGUGUGCCCUCUGUCUCAUGUGUGCAAGGAGGCCCCCGUUCUGCAUCUUUGGGCUACCUAUAUGUAUAUCGUUCUUGCGGCUUCCCGAAUUCAGAGCCUAGGUGGAUUCUCUCCCCCUUUCCUCUUCCUAGCCUUCUACACCACUCUACCUGAUCGUGGUCAGCUCCCACCAUGUCCCUUGAGAUGGACUACACCGGUAAUCUUAUUGAUGAAGAACUCUCCCUUGGUGCGUCUAGCUACUUGCUUCCCAUGUCUUUCCAGGGUCCAUCGUCCCCGCCAUAUGGCCCUCAUGCCCCGUUUCCUGAGGUGCUAUCGGCCGACUUCAGCGCUCAAUUUCUUGCCCAUGCAAACUUUGCCCAUGGAGACCCAAUCACUCCCGAGAAUUCCCCCUUUCUAGAUCCAGCCCCAAUGCCACCCGAUGCCUGGUUCGACAGCUAUCAAUAUCUCCUUCCGGGUUCUCUUCCAUGUGAUGAUGACCUGUUUCAGGGCAACCCUGACCUCGCAUCAUUCUCCGAGCACGCGGGAUUCCCGCCAUUCCCUAGCGACAUGGAACUCUUGGAUUUGCCUCUGGACUUCCAGCUCUCAUUAGACGAGACAUUCUCUCCGGAUGUGUCCAUGGACCCGCCUUUCUUCGACGCCGGAAAGAUUACUGGCGAUCCAUGGCCCUAUUUGUUCACUGCAGAUGACCUACCAGACCUCCCCGAGCCACCCACGUUCGGCUGGGACUGCCAAACUGGCGGGGUGUCCGUCUCGGAGCAAAGUCAAGAGAAUGCGUCCCUGGGUCAUGCUAUAAGUCCUACGCUCGCCCAGAUACCCGAACUGUCAGAGGAUGACGCUGAAGAUCAACAAUUGCUGGAGCUGGGGGAGGUUAAGACCGUAAAUGUCGCUGCUUGGCGGUUCAAGUGUGGCAUUGGGAAAUGCUCAUCCAAAUUCCAUAAGAUAGCACACCUACGACGCCACUGGGCUGUGAUGCACUCGUCGCCCCCAGAAACGGAGGAGCCUCCAAGCAACCUUCCCAACCAGCCGCACCAAUGUCCAUGCUGCGAAAUAGCCAUCACGCGCCUGAGCGACUUCAGGGCGCACCUCGCGGCCCACGCCGCGGCCGACGGCACCAGCCGGAGGAAGGUCGCCUAUCACCCGGACGCGGCCCAGGCCUUGCUGGACACGCGGAAGCGCUCCCGGAAGAUAGUCCGGACAUCGGAAACGUACCGGUCGGUCUUUCAUUUUGGCCCCAUCACUGUGCACGGAUAGGCGGCUGUUGACUGCCGUUCUACGUCUCCUUUGAGGCAGGAUAGGCCAAUGUUUCUCUUCUUCACUGUGAGGUUCCUGAUUCUCUAGGCUGUAAGUCAAGGCGUACUCUAGGGCGAGCUCUCGGACCGGUGAGAGCGCUUAAUCGUGGAGGGCAACGUUGAUGGCAAUUUAUAGGCGCCGGCGGAGGAUUACUUCCAGUCUAUAGCAGGUUAUUUAUCUUGGUUCCAAAAGCUGGAUGCUCUCCUUUA